Molecule: messenger RNA, 1844 nt
Organism: Diabrotica virgifera virgifera (western corn rootworm)
Lineage: Eukaryota; Metazoa; Arthropoda; Insecta; Coleoptera; Chrysomelidae
Product: synaptic vesicle glycoprotein 2B-like
Exons: 12
Coding region: 151-1707 (518 amino acids)
Biological process (GO): transmembrane transport
Molecular function (GO): transmembrane transporter activity
Source: RefSeq, a predicted model, not a curated record
CUAUUAUAGAUAAAGAGUUGUUGUUUCAGUCACUUUUGCCUUAACCUUAGUUUUGGGUUUUGUGUGUUUUAAUCAUAUUGUAUAUUUUAAUGCUUGGAUGCCUAAUAAAAAACUUUAAUUUAGGAAAUAGCAAUGAAGCGAUAAUUCGAUAUGACUCAACUUACUUCUCCCGUUACUGAAAAAAGUAACGGCUCCGAAGUACAAGUAAACAACGAGAACACUCAUUUAGAAUUUGAUUGCGAAGAAGCACUUUCAGCUUCAGGAUGUGGAAGAUUCAACGCGUAUGUAGUUCUAAUUGCCAUAUUUACUGGACUAAUAUGUGUGUUCGAAGGAAGAGUGAUGCCUUACGUUGUUCCUGCUGCACAAUGUGAUCUUGGUCUAGGAAUAAAAGAAAAAGCUGUUUUGAACGCAGUACCUUCAGCAGGGAUGAUGUUGACAUCAUUUUUAUGGGGGUCUCUGGGAGAUACGUUUGGAAGGAGAAAAUUAAUUAUUUGUAUGUGCAUUAUGGACUUCUGUUUCAUGCUUGUUGCAGCUUCAUCCCAGUCUUUUGCAGUGCUGUUAACGUUUCGACUUCUAGGUGGUAUGGCAUCAAGUGGUGUUUAUCCAAGCCUAGCAUCCUACUUGACAGAAGUACAUGUAGCAAAGCAUAGAGCUGUGGUGCAGUUAUUAUUGGGAAGUGUUUAUGGACUUGGAGAUAUUUUAUUGCCACUAUUUGCUCUCCUAAUUUUAACAAACCGAGAAAACCUAUUUACAUUUGAAGCCAUUGUAUUUCAUCCAUGGAACCUUUAUUUAUUGGUAUGCUGUAUUCCUCCAUUAAUAGGAGGCAUUGGAUUCAUGUGGCUUCCAGAAAGUCCAAAAUAUCUGGUGAGCAAGAAAGAACACGACAAAGCUCUCAAGUCAUUUCAGUCAAUUUAUACCAUUAACACCAAGAACCCAGUCGCCGAUUAUCCAAUUAAAGAUAUAAGACAUUCAUUACCCCUUGAUGAUAAAAAUGACAUACAGAGAACUACCAUAUCCAAAAAUAGAGUUCAGUUUUCCCCAAUUUUACAAAAGAAGCAUUUUAAAAAUUUAAUAAUCUCUGUUUCCGCCCAGUUUCUUAUUUUCUUGUGUUUAAACUCAGUGAUGCUUUGGUUGCCACAAAUCCUUCAAGAGAUGAGUAUUCAUCAACAACAUCACAACAACACGGCCACAGUAUGUGAAACACUAUAUGACCUACGAGAUCUAACCGGAGUGGGCGAAGGAUGUCAAAAUGAUUUGAGUAAAAAUACAAAAAUAUACAUAUUUUGUAUGAUUGUUGCCUCCAAUACAAUUUUAGUUUUUGCGGUAUCUGGAUUUGUUGUCAAUCGGAUCGGCAAGAAGAAACUUUUAUAUUUUCUCGGAAUUACCUCAGCAAUUGCAUCAUUGUUAUUAAUAUACGCUCAGGAUUUUUUCAUGACGUUGGUAUUAUCAUCAAUAAUAUGUUCCUUUGGCAACAUUGCUUUUAAUGCUCUGGUAGCCAUUGUGACGGAUUUGUUUCCAACCAAUUUAAGGGCAACAUCUGUGUCUUUAUUAAUGACGACGGGUCGACUUGGAGGAUCACUGGGUGCAUUUGUUUUUCCAGUAUUACUCACCUAUGGCUGUGAACCUUCACUUUUGUUUAUUUCAUAUUGCAGUUUAAUAUGGGUUUUUCUUGUAUAUUUAUUACCAAAUGACGCUGCAGUAUCCUAAAAAUGAUCGACCAACUUAUUCCAUUGAGCAAUUAUGAGGGAGAAUAUUAAGGAUGUCCUUCAACUAGAGUGAGAAAUACAAAAUAAUGUAUUAUAUAGUCAUUAUUAAGACAAUAAAUUUGUAAUACAAAAUUGAAA